CUCAAACUCAGCAGCCUACCGUGCUACCACCCGACAGUGGCACUCUCGACCUCGCCGCAUCCUCCACCCGCUCGCCGGCACCAAACCUCCUCGCCGUCUCGCCCCUCGCCCACCAUGCUCUCGUUCCUCUCCGCCUUCAGGCGAGCCGCCCCGCACGAGCCGUUGGCCAUUUUCAACGUCCAAGUACGCCACGCCACGAAGCGUGGUGGGGGCAGCUCAAAGAACGGGCGCAAUUCCAUCGGCAAGCGGCUUGGCAUCAAGAAAUACGGCGGCCAGGAGGUCCAGGCGGGCAACAUCCUCGUCCGGCAGCGCGGCACGUCGUGGCACCCGGGCCAGCACGUCGCGCGUGGCCGCGACCACACCCUCUUUGCGCUCGUGCCGGGCUUUGUCACGUACUACCGCGGGCCCAAGCAGACGGGCGGCGGCGUCGGUGGCGGCGGCAAGGAGCGCAAGCUCGUCGGCGUCGUGCCGACGAGCCGCGACGAGCGCCUGCCGCGCGACGAGCGCGCGCUCGGCCGCAGCCGGUACUUUGGCGGCGUCGACCUCAACAGCGAGGGUGGGUUUUCGGCGGCGGCGGCGGCGCGAGAGGAGGGCGAGUUCCUGGGCGAGGACGAGCUGCAGCGCUUGAUCGCGCAGGCGACCGAGGGCCAGCAGCAGCAGGGCGAGGCACGCGCGUAGAGGCUCGCCGUCGACACGUUGUUGUAUCACCCUUUUCUCUCUC
Rhodotorula graminis WP1 is the source of this 721-nucleotide messenger RNA. RefSeq lists its product as uncharacterized. The transcript has 2 exons. Bases 115 to 678 code for a protein of 187 amino acids. Gene Ontology annotation, molecular function: structural constituent of ribosome. Gene Ontology annotation, biological process: translation. Lineage: Eukaryota; Fungi; Basidiomycota; Microbotryomycetes; Sporidiobolales; Sporidiobolaceae. The record is from RefSeq and is a predicted model, not a curated record. Gene Ontology annotation, cellular component: mitochondrial large ribosomal subunit; ribosome.